CGAGCUUGCGAGGCCGGGAGAUAUUUUUAUUCGUAAAAUCCGUAAUAGAAACAACACUCCCGUAUUCGCUACCGUUAAAUCUAAACAAAAAUGUCGGAAGCACCUUUACCACCUGGAUGGGAAGCAAAAUAUGACCCUAAUUCUGGUAGAUAUUUCUUCUUAAAUCACCUAACUAAGCAAACCACAUGGACAGAUCCAAGAACCAUAUUUUAUAAUUUACCUACGUCAUGUCAACAGCCACAAUUUGCUUAUCAACAGCCAGCACAAUAUCAACAACAGACGGCACAACCAACUACAACAUAUAACCAACAGCCAUCUUUUCGUUAUCAACAACCCACUUCGGAUACUGUUACACAUGGAAAUGGAGAAGCCGAAACUGAACUUUUUGAUGAGAGUGUGUAUAGACCAAGCAAAAAUGAACAAGACAAAUUACUGAAAAAGCUUCGUGAUGAAUUUGAUUUGGUGGGGGUGACAAGUGAGCUUCUCAUAGAAACAUUAGAAGCAGUAAAUUUUAAGGAAGACAUGGCAGUUGAAAUGAUGAAAGGAAUGGGUUUUAAAAAAAAAGGUGAAGCUUCCACAAGUGCCGAACCAGACUCAACAUCUAGAUGGGAAGUUGGUACGAGUACCAGUUCCUCUAGACCUCGCGGUGACGACAAAAAAAAGGCAGCUGCGGCCAAAAAAGAAAAGACAGCUGCAGCCAAAAACAGGAAGAAGCGCCCAAAAAAAUCCCCUUCCAAACCUAUCUGGGAAAACACUGAAACAACUAUUUCGGACAUUGUGGCAGGGUUUGAUGACAUCAAUUUUGAUGACUUAGACAAAAAUUUCAAUUCUGCAUCUGCAAAAGGAUCAGAUACCUUCUUAAAGAGUAUGCAGUCUGAAAGACCCAGCGUUGUCAUCAGUCAAUCUGCAUCUACUGCAGCCUCGUUUGCGAAGUUGCUGUCGGGUUCAGCAAUGCCAACUUCAACUUCCACAUACAGCUCUACGAAGUCUUCAAUCAUUUCAUCGAGUAGCUAUGAAUUGACCAAGAAAUUAAAAGCGACUGGUUGCGAUAGGAGUUUGACAGUUGGUAGUAACGCCACAUUAUUGAGUACGCAAAAGACACUCCACCGAGGCGCGAACGCCAGUCUGUCCUUAGGUCCUAACAGUCAUCUAGCAAAAGGACGUUCCACCAAAACAUCCGGUUCACAAGUCAAAGCCAAAGGAGCUGAUCCAAGGUUAGCUGCUGGAAGAAACCAAUCAUUAGUACAUGGUCCUCAACGAGCAGCGUAAUAUGCACUGUGUUAACAGAAAUGUGAUGUGUUUACACUUAAAGAGCAGUGUACCGAUGUUAGUGAUGUAACAACUACAAAUAACUAUUAUACUUGCAUCGAUGCUUCUAUUUUGCCUCUUUUGAUAUUUAUUUUUUAUUUAUCAAGUAAUAAUUUAGUAAAUUUAAAUGUUUAGCAUUUAAUCUUCCAGAAUAUACCUUAAUAGCUGUUAAGCCCAUAUUUGUUAGUGUAAAUUCGCCAUUUUUGAAAUGAAAUCAUUGGCUCAUUUAAAAAAACAGUUAAAGACAAUUUAAAAUUUUUUACGGCAUAUGAAGGAAAAUACACUAAUGAAGAAAAAUGACGUUUAUUGUAGAUUAAUUGUGGACUGCGUCUGGAUUCUUCAUCUUUACAUCAGAAGUCAAUUUUCUUAGUCCCGAAGUCAGUUUUCUUGAAUUUAAUAUCUUGCCAUUCCCUAUUAAACAUUUAGGAAACACCUAGAACAAAAGUCUGAGUUUAAUCAAAACUGUUUUUUUAUGUCUUAUAUAACUUGUACGAAAUUUGCUUACAAAUCAUACAGAUUUUUUUUCUGAUAAAAAAAUACUUGUACUCUUCAUUUUUAGAUUUGUUUUCUUAUAUAUAUAUAUAUGUAUGUUGUAUAUACCAAAAAGGUAGUUUCGAUUUAAAACCUCGUUUACUGUGCUUUUUUUUUCUUUAUAAUAAAUAACAUAACAAGUGAGGUAAAUGUAUUCAUAUUACAAUGAGAGAUGGUAACUGGUGAGAAAA
This is a messenger RNA of Hydractinia symbiolongicarpus, 2030 nucleotides long. RefSeq lists its product as uncharacterized. The coding region runs from base 91 to 1269 and encodes 392 amino acids. Gene Ontology annotation, molecular function: protein binding; transcription coactivator activity. The record is from RefSeq and is a predicted model, not a curated record. Gene Ontology annotation, biological process: hippo signaling; positive regulation of transcription by RNA polymerase II. The transcript has 12 exons. Gene Ontology annotation, cellular component: cytoplasm; nucleus. NCBI's taxonomy places the organism in Eukaryota, Metazoa, Cnidaria, Hydrozoa, Anthoathecata, Hydractiniidae.